AUGCAUUCGUCCACGGAGUCAUCGUCCAAGCCAUCAUUGAGUGAAAAUGAGUGUAGCGGUUGCACACAAAAUCGUGUGGCGCAUAUGGAACCCAUACUGGCGGAACUCAGGAUUGAGUACGUCAAACAGCAAAUACUGCGUAAGCUGAGAUUAGAAAAGCCACCGGAAGUGUCGCUGUCCUUGUCUACACUGCCCAAGCCUUUGAUCAAUGGCCACGUACUAGAGUUAAAACCUGGCGAACCCUUGGAGCCGCAGAUACCAGCUGAGAGCUUCUAUGGCAAGACUAAUCAGAUUGUAGUCUUUCCAAAUGAAGGCGUGCCUCACUCGAAAAAGUGUCGUCAGAGCUCGAAUCAUAUAACCGGCUUCAAUCCCGCCGUUUGCUUCACGUUUUUCCUGCCGAAUGAAAUGCAAUUCGUCGAUGUAACAUCAGCGGAACUUUGGUUUUACAAGGAGGAAGACAGAAAUGACAGUUUCAAUCAAACUUUUGUGCUCUCAGAAUUGGACCACUGGGAUCAGCGUGGCAAUUUCGAAAAGAAUACCAUUAUGGCCAUCUUUGAGACUACAAUUGGAGAAGGCUGGGUGAAGGCGGACGUCGGCUUCGCGGUGCGCAAAUGGGUGGAAAAGCAACGUCUGAACCAUUCGAUCCAGAUCGCUUGCAGCACGUGUACCAUCGAGCGGAGCACGGGACCGGUGUCGAUGGAGGGCCGACUAAAGCCCUUCCUCGUGAUACAGACGGCUCCGAAGCCCCAACGAUACAGGUCCAAAAGAAACUCAAACUGCCAACCGAACAUGAAGGAGUGCUGCAGGGACGAAUUAUACAUUAGCUUCGAGGACAUCGGCUGGAGCGAUUGGAUAUUACACCCAAGUGGCUACCACGCCUACUUCUGCCGGGGUUCCUGCUCCACUGCUGUAUCCAUCACCAUGAGCGGCACACACCAUAACGACGUUAUUCGGAGGCUGUUAGCACGGGGCAAAGCCCUUCACCGUCGAAACGAAAUAGUUCCUUGCUGCUCGCCAACGCAACUAUCAUCCAUUCAGCUAUUAUAUGUCGACUCAAACAACACUAUUACGCAAAAAACUUUGCCAAAUAUGGUCGUCGAAGCUUGCGGUUGCAUGUAAUCCAAGCAUCCAAACGCACUACGAUCAGCUAAAAUGUACCGGAGCUUCUAAAAUUUAUCCUCUGAAUAUCGUUAAGAAUAAUGCCUU
Ceratosolen solmsi marchali is the source of this 1206-nucleotide messenger RNA. RefSeq names its product activin beta chain dawdle (gene daw). The coding region runs from base 1 to 1119 and encodes 372 amino acids. Lineage: Eukaryota; Metazoa; Arthropoda; Insecta; Hymenoptera; Agaonidae. Gene Ontology annotation, molecular function: cytokine activity; growth factor activity. Gene Ontology annotation, cellular component: extracellular region. The transcript has 4 exons. The record is from RefSeq and is a predicted model, not a curated record.